Molecule: messenger RNA, 5942 nt
Organism: Colossoma macropomum (tambaqui)
Lineage: Eukaryota; Metazoa; Chordata; Actinopteri; Characiformes; Serrasalmidae
Gene: tlcd2
Product: TLC domain containing 2
Exons: 4
Coding region: 397-1161 (254 amino acids)
Biological process (GO): plasma membrane organization; membrane assembly; phospholipid homeostasis
Cellular component (GO): plasma membrane
Source: RefSeq, a predicted model, not a curated record
UCGUUUACUCUGAGUGUGUGUGUGUGUGUGUUUUGUGGGGAGUUACACAAGCAUUUCAGCUUUCUGAAGUACACGCUCGCUACAACACUUCAGAUACUUUCCAUCUUUCCUGAACGUCCGAACCGAACCGGACCGAAGUCUCCGCAGCAGCUCAGCGGGUUAAUUCAGCUUCUGUAGUUGUUUUCCAGGACACGCGCGUCUCCACGGUGUGAUUUGAUCCCCAUCACGGAAAACCAACACUCUCCAUCGCAUUUAACCGCGCAGAAAGAUGGAAAACCGGGCUGUAAUGUUUCGUAGGUGAAAUAAACGGUGUGAGGAGGGUCGUAUCUCCACAGUGUGGAAGCGCGCGAGAAUCCGACUUGUAGCGCGCGUCGGAAAAAAGAUCAAACCAACAACAUGGAGCUGCAGACGGUGGUUUUGACAACCAGCGCGUCUGUGGGCUUUUUCAGAGUGGUGAACUAUGGCUUUGACAAACUCCCCAUCCCGGAGACGGCUCAGAGGAACACGUGGAAGUGGAGGAACAUCUCUACAUCUUUCGUUCACAGUUUCAUUACGGGAAUCUGGGCUGUGCUGUGUUUCUGUGUGCAUCCACAGAUGGCUGAAGACUUGAUAGAGACGCAUUCCGUCUUCUCCCAUGCUUUGGUGUCCGUAUCAAUUGGUUACUUCAUAUAUGACUUCUUUGACAUGAUUUUUAAUCAGAAGAUCAAUCAGUCAUGGGAGCUUCUUUUCCAUCACAUAGUGGUGAUCACUUGUUUUGGGCUGUCAGUGCUGACUUGCCGCUACGUGGGCUUUGCAGUGGUGGCCCUGCUGGUGGAGAUCAACUCCAUCUUCCUGCAUCUACGGCAGAUGCUGCGCAUGGCCAAUGUGUCCAAAAGCACGCUGUACAGGGUUAACAGCAUGAUCAACCUGGGCACGUACGUGGUGUUCCGCAUCAACACGCUGGCCUGGAUGACCCGCUGGCUGGUGCUGAACCGGGAGCACGUCCCGCUGCUCAGCUACACCGUAGGCAGUGUGGGACUGGCCAUCAUGACCGUUAUGAACAUCGUGCUGUUCUACCGCCUGCUGCGCACUGACUUCCUCAAGUCCAGCCGCGAGAAGGAGGUCAAGAAGGAGAAGGAGAAGGAGAAGGAGAAGGAAAAGGAGAAGGAAAAGGAGAUGUGAAAGUUGGUGAGAGCGCUAACACUCGUGUCUCACCUCCAAGCUAACCUGCAGCCCCACCAUUAUUUGCCUUCCAGAUGCCAGCAUCUGGUGCAGUUCACUAAGUUGAUUUUAUUUUCCAUCAAUCUGCUGAUUUUAUUCCCCUUUGACCAGCUUAUUGGUGUAAUCAAAUUUGAAAGCCUGUCUUGAUUUGUAUGCCCACAUGCAGUCUUGUUGGUGAGCACUGAUGAUUUUACUGAGAGCUUGUCAGAUUUUUAAAGAAAAUAUCUAGACAGCAAACAGAUGCUUACACACAUAAGCACUGCUAAAGCCGAUUUACACUACACGACUUUUACCCUGAUUUUAGCCCUGAUUCUCAGUCUGGCUGAGUCUGUGCUAGUUGGCUCUAGUCUGCAGAUUUUUGGGUCAGUCGGAGUCGACAGUUGGAGAGAGAAUCGAGUAGUGUGUGAGGGGCGCAGACUCAGAUUUUUUUGCCUUCCGCUCGCGUUUCAGACCAGUCUGAGUAUAUCAGAUAUGUUUGAUUUUUUCUACCUGAGCUUAAUCUAGUAGUGUAAACUGGUCAGCGACUCAAUCUGAAUGGAUUCCUGCAACAGCCAAUGAGAACAGAGAGCGCGAAAGAAGAAAAUACAGAAAAUAAACAAAGAAAAAUGGCGAAAAGUCACUCAAGUGUGGAGCAAAGCUUUUUAAUGAGCACAAUCAAGUUUAUGUACGUUUAAAACUCUUAAAAAAUACCACACUGAUCACAUUUUUAAAAUAAUGACCCAUGUGAUCCCCAAUAUUUCAGUCUCCCAAAAAAUCUUCAAAAACUGGUUGAAUAGUGUGAGAUGCCUAGUCUUUUUAUAAUCUGUUCAGACCUUAAAAGUUGUGUAGUGUACCUAAGGCUUAAGUGGAAAAUGUUUGUGGUAACACACAAACAUACUCUAAACAGCCUUUAAACCAACACAAGUAAGCAAAGCUAAUGCUAUUAAACCUCACCACACUUUUCAUUUAAAAAAUAUCUACUAACUAGUGACUCUGAUGUAGAAGCGAUCAUGAAAGUAAUUCUUUGCAGCCUAAUCUCUGUCUUCCACACUUCUUUUUUAAGCAUUGGAGUCAAUUGAUUUCUGUUUUUCUAAACACAUGUAAAAUAUCGAGGUAAAUCACUCAUAUGCAACAGAUGUGGCAGAUAGAGAUUAGGUUGAAAAUGCUGGAAUAUUUCCUUAAUACUCAAAGUGAUGAGAUGUCGUAUGUACAGUUGUAUGCAAGUGUUUGGCACCCCUUGUCAAAUUGUUCGUUUCUCUAAGUGAAGAGGGAAGGCUACAAACGAUAUCAGAGCACUUCCAGCUUGCAGUUUCCACUGUCUAAAAAUGUCAUUAAGAAAUGGCAGUUAAGGGGAACUGUGCAAGUCAAGGCAAGAUCUAGAAGACCAAAAACUCUCUAAAAUAGUUGCUUGUAUGCUGGCCUGUAAGGCAAAGCAAACCCUGACCUUUUGCAUACACCUGUGUGAUUGCAAACAUUUGUUUUGUGGAGAUCACAUGUUUUUGGUUUGUUUAUAUUGAAUUACUAAGAGCUAAAGGAAGGCCUCUUGUCAAGCCUUUUUAACACCUACACCUGCUACCUCAUAAAUGUGUAGCAGUCAGUUGGCUAGUCUCCUCCUAACUCAGUGUGAAUGUUCAGCCACCGACUGGCAAUUCUGACAGGAUGUCACAGGAUGCCAGCUGUUUGACUCAAAGCUGUAACGUGUGUAAAUCAGCACAAAUCUAAAAUAAUACUGUUCAGAUGGAAAGAGCAGCCGAAUGAAGUGUGUUGAAAGAAACGGCCCAGUGUCCAGUACUGCAUCUGGUCAAGAAAAGGCUGUGAUUAAACUUUGCUGUUUAAACAUGACCGCAGCCCUUCUUUGAAAAUAACUGCCAGCUGCAGUGGUAUCACUGAUGUACUGCAAAACACCUCAGUAUCCUCCAAAUACAAAUGUUUCGGUUUCGGAGGAAUUUGAUUGAUUUUUUUUUAAUUUGUGCAUAUUUCAUUGAGUCAUUGAGAUUAUGAAGAAAGCUCAUUCAGAGUGGUUUGAUUGGCAUGCUCCGUUCUAAAGAAACGUUCUGACUUUAAUUUCUUUACAGUGGUGGUUAUAGGAACCAGGAGUUGCAUGUGAAUAUAGCUGUUUUAUUUUAUAUCCAAAAAGACCAGUGAACCUUCAGAGUGUCUUCUGAGUUUAGAAUUGAAUGUUGAUAACGGUAAAAUAGUGGUAAAUCAGAAAAAAAUGUACUAUUUUGUCUUACAACACCCUGCAUGUAACCCUCCAGCAUGAAUGGAUAAAAUGUUUUAGGCUAAAACCAAUGUAAGCAAUGUAUUUGUAUAUCUUUCAUGUCAUAGCUUUGUGUGUUGGUGGCAUUAAACUCUUCAGACAUCUGGUUCCUAUCACUACCGCUUUGAACCGUUCUUGGCAAGUUUCUCAAGAAUGGAACGUUUCACACCAAACCAUGCUGAAUGUUUGAAUAAUCUGUAGAAUUCCACUUUAAGCCCUCUUCUGUAGCACUUUAGUUGAGCUGUUCUUUAAUUGGAGAACAUAUAAAGGAGAGCUUAACUGUAAAAUCAAAUAAACAUCAGUGUUAACAAAGAGAAUACUUGUUUUCUAAAAGAACCAUGUGGCAUUCAGGCCUUGAACACUGAUCUUUAUUUGAUGCUGUCAAGCUUUCCUCUGGUUUGUUUUGAAAUGGGGGGACAGCCUCGACUAAACACUGUGAUAUACUUACAAAAAAAGGCUACAGAAAAGUGCUUAUAACCUAAACAUUUGGAUUACAGUGUGUACGAGGGAUCUAAAUCUUACUGCUGGAGCUAUUAAUGUAGUUACAAAGGGGAGUGUACCUCUCUCUUCCUCACAGCACUGACAGUGUGACAUGUCUAAAGUGAUGUCUGACAGUUGCAUCACAGCCUGAUGGACUGUCAACUGUCAUUAUGCCUGUAGGUGGCAGUGCAUGCCUGGUUAAUAACAAUGACCUCAUACUAGUCUUAGCCAAGACUCCUUAGUUAUAGAAGCAGCUGUUAGAGCUGUGCCGAUCUUGCCUAAUGUGUGGUGAACAUUUUACAAUGGAGUUUUAUAUCUUGUUGUAUGUUUCAUAUGCACAUUUUGUAUAUUUGUAAUUUAUUUUUACUCAAAUAACAUGAUUGACAAACAGUGGAUUAACAUUUGAUGCGAAAAAAGAAAUUUCCCUUUGGAAGAAUUUUGAUUACAGUGAACAAUAGUGGAAUAUUGUGAUUUUUUUUUUUGUGGUGGUCAACAAUGAAUGAUCCAGUUUAUUAUAAACUAGAAGCCAUUAAGCUUUGUUUGCCUUUUUGAUGUGCCCUUCCCCCAGUUUUGCAGGGUGCAGUUUGAGUUUGUAGCUUGGACGUUGAUAGCUGGUCAGUAGAGAUCAUGCUGGCCCUCUCAGGGUUCUGAGGAAGUUGACACAUACACUGUAACCACAUGUAGCAUACCAAUAUGUGCCACACACGUAUUCAUCUCAAAAGCACUGUAUUCAUAAUGAAAGGUUUUUUAUAUUUUUGAAAUUGCGUUAGAACUACUAGGCUGUGGGUGGUAUACAUAUAUAUAUAUAUAUAUAUAUAUAUAUAUAUAUAUAUAUAUAUAUAUAUAUAUAUAUAUAUAUAUAUCACUGUUUAAAAAUUCUGAUUAGGUACUGCUUAAAAUGCCCAGGUUCACAAUGAAUUUCUGAGGCUUUCCUGCCCUGGUUCAAGCGAUUGGUAGUUAAUCAAUGCUAAACGUCCUGCCUACUUGUUUUUGCUGAAAUACAUUUUUCUGGUUUUCAGAGUUUUAUGCUGUUUUUGUGUAAAAUCUGUGCUUAUAACGUAAGAUAUGGCACAAAAAUGACUUCCCAUAGGCUUCUGUUGGGCUUAGACUGGGACAAGAAAAUUACUUUUUUAAAUUGUAAUAUACAGAUGAUGCAGUAGCACAAUGCUGUGGGUAGUGAUGUAUUUCUGCACGUCAUCUUUCCUCUCAGGAACAUAUGAAAAUGAAACUAGUAUGAAGACGUUUUAUGCUAAAAAUGUUUGCUACAGUCAAAAACGUCAUCUCAAAUUCAUCUUUCACAUCACAAGAUGAGGCUGCGAUGUAGUUGAGCUGGUUUAUGCUCAGUUCUUGUUGCACAAGAACUUUCUGAAACUGGAUGUAGUUCUGCACCCUCUAGAAGCCUAUAGGAGAUUUCUGUGCUGCAUCUUACUUUAGAACGGCAUGUAUUUUGUAUCAAAAAAUAAUUAAAAAAAACCUCUGGAAACUGCAGUUUUUGAGGGCACAAUCCUGUGAUUUGGAUAUUCUCAACAUUAUUCUCGUGUUGUUGAGAGCUGAGAUCUAUUUGGUGGGCAAUGAAUGAUCAUUUUAUUCACUUUCAUUUAGUUAUAAGAAGUUGGCAGUGUUUCAUUUGGUUAUAAGUUGAUUAUAAGUGCAAUUCUGUGUUGUGUGGUGAAAAUGUGCUGUGGUUAUGUUGUGAAUGAAAUUUUACUCAGCACUGUAGUGCACUGUCACGGUUUCCAAAGCCAUAGAUGAUAACAAAACUGUUUACUUGUGUACUUGAUUGGGAAAAUGUUUAACUUUUAAAUUAGCAUAUCACUAUUCAGCACUACACCAGCGAGAAAAGACCAUGCUGAAUGUGGUGCUGAUUCCCUCUUCAUUAGUCUGAAAUUUAAUAUGAUUGUGUUUAAAUUGUACAUUGCAUAAUAAUUUUAUUAUUCAGUUUGUGUGAAUUAUUGUUUUUAUUAAGUCCAAUUUAUAUAUUUUGGUUUUUAUUGUUAAGUGUGAAAAUAAAACAUUAUUAACA